This is a messenger RNA of Phragmites australis (common reed), 1845 nucleotides long. Its product is annotated as bHLH transcription factor RHL1-like. Lineage: Eukaryota; Viridiplantae; Streptophyta; Magnoliopsida; Poales; Poaceae. Gene Ontology annotation, cellular component: nucleus. Gene Ontology annotation, molecular function: DNA-binding transcription factor activity, RNA polymerase II-specific; protein dimerization activity; RNA polymerase II cis-regulatory region sequence-specific DNA binding. Gene Ontology annotation, biological process: regulation of transcription by RNA polymerase II. The transcript has 7 exons. Bases 165 to 1487 code for a protein of 440 amino acids. The record is from RefSeq and is a predicted model, not a curated record.
GCCCCCGUUAUAAAUAGCCGGCGACACCAGCCCGGUGUGCUCCUGGUUCUCUCUCUUCUCCCUUCGAGUCGCCAACCUUUCCUCAGCUUAGCCAGCCAGCUUCCUUCCUUCUCCUAACCCUAGCUAGCCGCCGCCGACUCGUAAACUCUAACGACUAGCGCGCGAUGCAGCCCACGGCGCGGGAAAUGCAGGCCAUGGCCGCCGCCGGCCAGAUCUCCCUCGACGACCUCCGCACGGCCGCCAGCAGUACCGCCGCCGGCGCGCACGAUGACUUCUUCGACCUGCUCGGCGGCCUGCCGCCAUCGGCCUGGCCCGACCUGUCCGCCGCGGCCGACGGGAAGGCGCCGGAGGGCGGCGCGCAGGAUGAGGGGAUGCAGCAGCAGUUUGAGGGGAUGUACGACGAGUCCGCACUGCUGGCGUCGCAACUCCGGCAGCACCAGAUCAGCGGCGGCCCAGGGGGCGGCGCGGAGACCGCCGCCGCCGCGAAGCAGAUGUUGCUGCAGCAGCUGGCCGAUCUGAGGCAGGGCCACCACAUGAUGCUCCCGGGCAUGGGCCGCUCGCCGGGCGGAGGCGGCAGCAUGCUCCUCCCGCUCUCCCUCGGCAGCGGCGGAUCGGGCGGCGACGUGCAGGCGCUGCUCAAAGCCGCCGCUAAUUCCACCGGAGGAGAAGCCGGCGGCGUCUUCGGCGGCAGCUUCGCCGGAUCGCUCCAGCAGCAACAACAACAUUUCCAGCCGCAUCACCAGCAGCAAACGGCGCCGAUGCUGGGCCAGGGCUUCGGUGGAGGAGGAGGCGUCGGGGCGUCUGGCGGCGCCGCGUCGCAGCCUCAGGCCGGGGCGUCGGGCGGCGCUGCCGCGCCGCCCAGGCAGCGCGUGCGGGCGAGGCGCGGACAGGCCACGGACCCCCACAGCAUCGCGGAGCGGCUCCGGAGAGAGAGGAUCGCGGAGAGGAUGAAGGCCCUGCAAGAGCUGGUGCCCAGCGCCAACAAGACGGACAAGGCGUCGAUGCUGGACGAGAUCAUCGACUACGUCAAGUUCUUGCAGCUCCAAGUCAAGGUGCUGAGCAUGAGCCGGUUAGGUGGCGCCGCUGCCGUCGCGCCGCUCGUGGCCGACAUGUCCUCGGAGGGGCGAGGAGGCGGCGCGGCGACGGCGGGGAGCGACGGCCUUGCGGUGACGGAGCAGCAGGUGGCGAAGCUGAUGGAGGAGGACAUGGGCACCGCCAUGCAGUACCUGCAAGGGAAGGGCCUCUGCCUCAUGCCCGUCUCCCUCGCCUCCGCCAUCUCCUCCGCGACGUGCCGCAUGCGCCCGCCGGUCAGCCACAUGGCCGCGGCCAUGCGCUUGCCCGGCAUGAACGGUGGCGUCGCCGACGCAGCAGCCGUGCCGGCCUCACCGAGCAUGUCCGUGCUCACGGCGCAGUCGGCCAUGGCCAACGGCGAGGGCUCGCACUCGCAGCAGCAGGCCAAGGACGCCGCCUCCGUGUCCAAGCCAUGAGCCCUCGACGACGACCUCCGUCCACUAACGGCGAAACCCUGGCGGCCUCGAGCUCCACGUUAGCACUUAGCACCGGUGGGUGGUGCUCCGGCGAUUCCGGUCGCAUGGACUGCUGGGAAUCGUGGCCCCCCUUGUGGACCCACCGACGCCCCUGCGGGCCCACCGCCCACGGGCCCCUUUUCACUGCGGCGGCGACCCACGGGCUUCCCUUUUUCUUUCUUUUGUUUCUUUUUAUUUCCUAGUGUUACCAUUAUUUUCAUUUUCUGCUUUAUAUUUAUUCCUAAAUGUUGUUUAUUCAAGUAAAUAUUAAUCCAGGGCUGGUUCUCCUGGUUUUGUGCCAGCCUUCCCCUUUCUUUUC